GCAGGCCCCGCCCCCCAGCGCCGCUGGAGCCGCUGGGCGGCGGGAGGGCGCGCGCGCGCGGCGCGGUUUGGCGCCCCACGUGACAUGGAGGAGGCGGGGACGGGAAGGGAAAGGUCAGCGGCGACGCCGGCGGCGGGGGGAGCGGAAGGUCAGGGCGGCGCGGAGCGGAAGUGGGAGCCGGAGCCUCGUCCGCCAUUGUGGGGAAGCGGAGCCCAGAGCAAGGGGGGGAAGCGGCGCUGCGUCCGGCCGGCCGGCUCCUUCCAGUGGGAACCCGAUCGGCGGCGGCAGCGAGCCCAGGCGGCGGCGGCGACAAUCAGGCGGCGGCGGCGGUGGGGAGGAGGAGGCGGAGGCGAGCGAGCGGCCCCGGCGUGCGGAAUCACUCGAGGCCCAGGCGGAGCGAAGCGAGGGGAUCGCGGCUCCCCGUGAAGAAUG
This is a messenger RNA of Pseudopodoces humilis (Tibetan ground-tit), 432 nucleotides long. The record is from RefSeq and is a predicted model, not a curated record. Lineage: Eukaryota; Metazoa; Chordata; Aves; Passeriformes; Paridae.